GAGCUUCAGCGUUUUCAUUUUUCUGUAUUCUUGAAAUCCGGCACAAUACAUUGAUUCCCAAGAUGAAGGGGCUGCCUGGCUUUGUUGAUUGAGUGCUUGCUAUAUCAAAUGCAAAUGUGCCCAGGGGGUAGGGUAAGCCCAAAGCUUUUGGGCUGAUAAAAAUACAGCUUUUUUUGCACUUUUGGCAUAUUUGUUGCAAAAAAAUUGCAGAGCUUUGGGCCCAGUUGCGCAGUCCAUAGGCCUGCAUUUAUUGCGCUAUGGCUUCUGCGCUUCCUCUGUUCUGUGCGCAUGCUAUUUGGCUUUUCAAUUUUGUGUUGCGCGAUGAAGGUGCUGCGCCGCUAGUCGUCUCGCCAUGAAGUCCACGUGGGGGCCGUUGUCAAGAGCAGGCUUCCACCUGCUGCUGCCGCGCUUUUCCCAGCGGCAGCAAGCCCAAAAGUUCUGGGGCCCGUGGCUGAAAGUGGAAACUGGAGCAAAUUUCUCGGCGUAGCCCGAAAAGCCCGCCCGAAAUACCAAUCGCGCCUUGCGUUGUGGCCUACGUGCCUGCCUGUUCCUGCGCUGGUUUGUUUGGGUCGGUGCAACAACUUAAGGCUCGAAUGAGCCGGAUUUUUAAGUCUUUGCAGCCAGCACGCAACGAAUUGCGGCGUGCUGGCUGCAAAGCUUUACAGUUGCACGCAAGCGCGCCAUCAUAGCAUGGCUCUUUUUGAGUACGCAGCAGCUUGCGUAUUCGUCGCGCUUUUCCAAAUCCUGCGCACGCUCCUCACCCAAGGCCUUGCAGGUCCUUUUCACCUCAGCGCCGCACCUUCAAGCACCUUCGUCGAAAGAGCGAAGGCGUUUGGAAGUGCGAUGAUGUUCGCGCAAGAAAAACAUUUUUUAUUGCAGUAAUUUGCUACUUUGCGUGAAGGACCGAGCAGAUUGCGGUCGGAGAAGCUGGUGGAGAAGCUGGUAGAGAGCUUUCCUACCAGCUUCUCUGCCAGCUCUCCGCGUUGGCGACCGAGAUGCAAACUUGUUCGAGAAGCGAUCCGCCUUGGGCGAUAAAGAAACUGCAAGAGGCGAUGGUAUGGCGUGCGGGGAAAUUGCCCACAAGGGCGAACCUCUGCAGCCCACACGCAAUAGUUUCCUGCGUGUUGGCUGCAAAGACUCCUGCUUGUGCGUAUUUGGGCUCCGCUUUCCAUUUGUGGAUAUUUUCCUUCGUCCGGUGCUUUGUCUUGCACUGUGGGCCAACCGUUGGCCGAGCCCCUGGGCGCCCAGCGCCAGCCUCACUCCUGGCUGCCCACCCUAUCGCACAGCCUCUUGCCCCACCCCCGCCCGGCGCCGCACCUAGCGGUACAUCGGGUCCCACGCCUGGCCCAGCCCCUGGCCGGGCAAGUCUAUCCCUGGCCCAGCUCCGGCGGGCCUAGCCGGCUCGGCCUACCUCUGGCCCAACGAAGCGCCGCCCCGGGGGUUCGGGCUUCUGAGCUGCGGAACCUUCAGCACCAGCUUCGGCACCAGCUUCGGCACCAGCUUCGGCACCAACUUCGGCACUAACUUCGGCACCAGCUUCGCCACCAACCUCAGCACCUACUUUUUUCCACCUUUUUCCUACAUUUCUUUGUGUGUAUCCUACCCCCUGGGCACAUUUGCACAGGAUGUGCUACCUCCGGCGGCGCUAGUGCUGUGGUGAGUUCGUCACGACGAGCGGAAUGCCGGCGCCUUGGUCGCGGCGAAGUGCAGCGCCUCGGGAUCGCCGGAAUCUUUUCGGGGCAGGAAGAGGAUACUCGACGGCCCAGAAUGUUGAAGAGAGACGCAAUGCCCGCCAAGGCCAAGGCCCCUGAUCCUGG
Messenger RNA from Amoebophrya sp. A120, 1817 nucleotides. The record is from the annotation of a GenBank genome assembly. NCBI's taxonomy places the organism in Eukaryota, Dinophyceae, Syndiniales, Amoebophryaceae.